This is a messenger RNA of Thyridium curvatum, 1662 nucleotides long. RefSeq lists its product as uncharacterized. Bases 1 to 1662 code for a protein of 553 amino acids. The record is from RefSeq and is a predicted model, not a curated record. NCBI's taxonomy places the organism in Eukaryota, Fungi, Ascomycota, Sordariomycetes, Thyridiales, Thyridiaceae. The transcript has 2 exons.
AUGGAUGUUCCCCUUCUCGACCGAUAUGCGUUCAGCCUUGAGCGCCGCGCCUACGACCACCGCCUUCCCGCGCACCUGACUUCUGGCCUCACUCUCCACACGGCGAAGCUGAAAGUCCUCAAGCCAGCCUCACAAGCAUGGCAUCGCACCUGCCCACCCGUUCAGCCCAGCCCAGCUGAGCUGAAUGGGAUCGGACCCCAGCCGUCGCACGUGUGCAUCUGGGUUGGCAUGCAGCCCAGCUGGGCCAUCAUGGCCACCCUCACCGGGCCCGACAGCACCGACGAUAACUCCGCCAAAUUGUUCCGCGGCUCGAUCGCUUCGCUGGAGGAGGAGCACCUCAGCAUCGUGUCGCACGACCCGCAGGCGCUCCGCGUGGUUGCCAAGGUCGCCGGCGAGUCCGUCCGGUUCUUCGUGCUCGCGAACCCAAGCAAUGCCACUGGCCUGUGCGAGGGCCACCACGUCUCCGUCGAGGCCAUUUUCCUCUUUCGGCCGUUCCUAGAUGAGCACGAACCCAACAAGAGGGGCCGUCGAACGGCGUGUCUCGAUAGGAUCCGGGAUUUUAUCAGGGCGGCGAAGUCUGCUCCUGACCGGGGAGCUGUAUCUGCUGUUGGUUUGGCCCUCACCAAAGAACCCGUUAUCAGCAAUGGAGAUGCAGAGGAAGCAGCUGGUGAAGGCGAAGAGGAGGUGAUGCAGCCAGCAAGCUCAGGAUGUGAAGCGCUCAUCGACCCUAGACUACUCCAGCCGCCUCCGCAGGCUGACAGAGUUGACCGACCAGUUCAACUCAUGCCAGCUGAGAAUCUUCAGACCCGCGGUGCUCUUGCAUCGCCGACAUCUCCUGCUGCUCUAGAGCACUUCCGAAAGAGCGUGAUUCCGGAACCUCCCCAGGGUAUCUUCUCACCGCCGCGCACUGCAGCUACUAGAGCUGCUCCCAUCGACAAGGCUCCAGCCACUCACCAUGAUGCUCUUCCAACUAUCGAGAAGAAGAAGCUCGACACUGUGGUAGAUGAAGCUGAACAAGUUCGUAAGCGGCCCCGGAUCCAACCACCGGCGAUCAUGGUUCCUUCCCAGACCGAAAAGGUAGAGGUUAGCCCAGUCUCAAGUUCAGCAACACUGAAGCGACCCGCCUCAGACCUGGUCACCAACCUCAUCAAUCUGGGCGAGCGACUAGAGCAGCGCGGCGCACUUUCUGUGCUGCAUCAAUGUACUGAGCUCUUUGAGGACCUGGAGAAAGAGCAAUAUUCAGAGUCUGCCAGCCUCUUGACUGCAGCCCUCCGCAUACCUUAUGGCGAUAUCACCAGGAAGAUGUGCGAGAAUCUGCAUGAUAAGCUCGAGAGACGCUCCGUGCAGAAAUUGUUCCCCAACGUCGUGGAGGAGACGAGUAUUGCAACUGGAGAGUUCUACUGGCUACUCCAGGGCCUACAGAUGCAGGGAGUCCAUUCCCUCGAGUACGAGAUGAUUGCGCCGUACGUCAUGGCCUUCUACAUCGAGCUCCACGGCCAUUUCAACGGCGAACCUCUCCCGCCCAUGAUCAAGAAACACGAACUCGAAAAGAUCACCACGCGUGCUCGAAGUCACGCACGUGCCUUGGUCAAUCCUGUUCGGCGAGCCCGUUCAGGCGGGAACGGCGAGGUGCUCUUGAGUAUUGAGAUGGAUGGCAACUGA